AUGAAUUUACUAGAUUGGCUGCAGGAGCUGGACAGCGGAAGUGAUGGUGAAUCUGAGGAUUGUGCAAAAGGAGUAGAUAAAAUUUCAACAAAAAAUAAAGUUCGGAGAAUAAAGCAAGCAAUAAAACUUUUGUUGGAAAGAGCGGACGGAGGAGAGGAACGCUACUGGAAAGAGGUAGCUCAGAAACAAGAAAAAGAAAUUGAGAACUUGAAAAAUGAUGUAAAAAGACUAGAAGACACAAUACAAGAAAUGAGAGAACAACGAAAGAAUAGAUCACCUUUAGAAUCUCCAAAAAGAAAGAAGAGACCGGAAGCACUUAGUGAAGCACCAAGAAUAACUAAUAUGAAAACGUUGAACACGAAUCAAAGAUACAAAACUACAAACUCAAAAAUAUGGCAAGGAUUGAAAAAAAUUUAUUCCGACACAGGAGAUAGCGAAACGACAGACGGGGAUACAAACAAGUGGGAUUCUAUUAAGGAUCGAUACAACUAUAAAAAUAAAAGUGAAAAAAUAGAAGCAAAAAAGUAUAACAGAAACUUACAAAGAAACGAGGCUAGGUUAAAUUAUAAAAAUAAUUGCAUACAAACAAGAAGGGUUUCCAACAGCAGUUCGAACUUAAAUGAGUAUAGUAGGCAGGAGAACAGAAGAAAUAUGGAGGUAGAUAGCAAUAGAAGAAUCGACUGGACGGAGAUGCGCUCAAAUAACUAUACAGAGGAUGGAAAUAAAGAAUACGAUACAUACGACGCAAGGAACCAAGGACGACAAGGAAGAAUUAACUUAAGAAACACAUCGGCGGUUACCAUGUUUUGUGGUGGGAAUAUUGGAUACGCGGAGGCACUAACAACAGCAAAAGAGAACAUAAACUUACAAAAUCUAGACAUAAUCAAUAAUAUGAACAUCAGAAGAUCGAUGACAGGAGGAUUGAUCUUUGAGAUACAUGGACAAGACCAAAAGUAUAAAGCAGAUAAACUAGCGGAAGAGCUUAAAGAGGUAUUUAGAGAUAAAGAGGUACACAUUAACAGGCCAACUCCAAAGACGGAAUUUAUAAUCUCAGGUCUGGAUGAUUCAAUCACGGAGCAGGAGGUAGAAGAGGCAUUGGUGAGACUGAGUGGACGGGAUUUUGAAGGUGGCAAAAUGGGACAAAUCAAAAAAGCGAUAGAUGGGAUGGGAUCGAUAUGGAUCCAAUGCCCCAGCACAACAGCAGCGAGGAUAUGUACAGGAAACAAAAUAAGAAUAGGCUGGACGUGGGCCAGUAUAGAAAUUUUGAAGAAACGCCCUCUGAAAUGUUUUAAAUGCCUAGCGAAUGGUCAUGUAAGAAUGAACUGUGACAGUAAGGUAGAUAGAAGGGGAUCAUGUUUCAACUGUGGAGAAAUGGGACAUAAAAUAGGAGACUGCAGAAAUAGGUCGCAUUGCCCAGCAUGCUAUGAAAAUGGUUUUUCAUAUACCCACAGAACUGGCAGCAACACAUGUAAACUGGGCACAAUGAAUAUGCGGUACCUAACACGAUGA
Messenger RNA from Mycetomoellerius zeteki, 1509 nucleotides. RefSeq lists its product as uncharacterized. Gene Ontology annotation, molecular function: nucleic acid binding; zinc ion binding. The coding region runs from base 1 to 1509 and encodes 502 amino acids. Lineage: Eukaryota; Metazoa; Arthropoda; Insecta; Hymenoptera; Formicidae. The record is from RefSeq and is a predicted model, not a curated record. The transcript has a single exon.